Beta vulgaris subsp. vulgaris (sugar beet) is the source of this 2203-nucleotide messenger RNA. RefSeq names its product APO protein 2, chloroplastic. Gene Ontology annotation, molecular function: RNA binding. The transcript has 7 exons. The record is from RefSeq and is a predicted model, not a curated record. Lineage: Eukaryota; Viridiplantae; Streptophyta; Magnoliopsida; Caryophyllales; Amaranthaceae. Bases 419 to 1813 code for a protein of 464 amino acids.
GAACUCUUAUGGAUACCAUUAUACAAACCGCAUUCUUUUUGCACCAGGGAAAAAAAAAGGAGUGUGUAAACCGCACUCUUUCCUCCCCUCAAAUAACAAAAACCGCACUCUUUCUCUGAUAGACAACCGGCGCAGAUACGGCCACUAGAGAUAAGAAGACUGAGAGAAAAGACAUUAAACAAAUUCAAGGCAAAGUUUAUUCUCUUGGCGACACCAGAAACUUGGGUAUUCCAAAAUUUCGCAGAUAAAUUGUCGUUGCUGCCUAUUGGUGAAAGGGAGUGAGUUGUGGCAUGUAGGGCUGCUGCGGGUCACUGACCUGCGCUGCCGCACGGUGACCAGCGGACUUGGUCCUUCUUUCGCGGUUUCUACGUCUGGACUGCUAUUGCUUUGGGCUUGUGGUUGUGUCCAUUCUUUGGUGAUGCCAUUGGUGAUUCUCCAGCCAAGUUCGGCGAUGCCAGUAAUAGGAGGGACUUCAUCUCAUCAACAAGCAUACUGCAUGCAUUCAAGCUAUCUUAAUGGACGUGGCUUGGUUCGUUGUGAUAAUUUACCCAGUGUUUCGUACUUCAGAAAAUCAGAGUUUGUGAAGUCCAAUGUCUUAUCUGAUCUUGGCUUCGUUAACCAUUUGAAGGUUUGUGGCAAUCUAUGCAAAUUUCUAUUGAAAUAUAGAAGUGUGCUGCAAACUUCAAGCCAGAAUUCUCCUUUGGUCAUUAAGAAUGAUAUUCCCCAAAAUGCUGAUUUACCUAAAUAUUACUCAAAGAAGGAAAAGAAGCCUUUUCCAAUACCUAUAAUAGAGCUGAGGCGAGCAGCCAGAGAAAGAUUAAAGAAUAGCAGAGGCCAGCCUAGGAGGCCUGUGCCACCACCAAAGAAUGGAUUGCUGGUUAAGAGCCUAAUACCAGUUGCUUAUGAUGUCCUGAAUGCAAGGAUUCUAUUGAUAAACAAUCUGAGGAAGCUUAUGAAAGUUGUGAUUGUCCAUGCGUGCAAAUGCUGCAAUGAGAUCCAUGUUGGGCCUGUUGGGCACCCCUUCAAGUCUUGUAGGGGAGCAGGAGCAUCAAGUCGGCAUGGUCUUCACGACUGGGGAAGUGCUAUGGUGGAAGAUAUUUUGGUCCCCGUGGAUGCUUACCAUCUGUAUGACCGUCUCAGGAAGCGUAUUGCUCAUGAUGAAAGAUUUUCAAUACCACGUAUACCUGCUGUGGUAGAACUUUGCAUCCAAGCUGGAGUAAAUCUUCCAGAAUACCCUGCCAAAAGGCGAAGAAAGGCCAUUAUCCGUAUUGGAAAAAAUGAAUUUAUCGAUGCAGAUGAAAGUGAUCUGCCAGAUCCUGAAGCUCAAAGUCCCACAGUUCCAAUAUUAUCAGAAAUACCUGAAUCAGAAAUAGUACCCCCAUCUAGUGCAGAGGAAAUUGUCUUGCUUGCUGAAGAAACUCUCCUAGCAUGGGAAAGGAUGAGAAAAGGAGCCAAUAAGUUGAUGAAAAUGUAUCCAGUUAGAGUGUGUGGUUAUUGCCCUGAGGUGCACGUGGGCUCUUCAGGGCACAAGGCCCAAAACUGUGGAGCCCACAAGCACCAACAACGGAAUGGACAGCAUGGCUGGCAGAGGGCAGUUCUUGAUGACCUGAUUCCACCCAGAUAUGUGUGGCAUGUCUCUGACAUUAAUGGUCCUCCAAUGAAGCGAGAACUUCGAAGCUUUUAUGGUCAGGCACCUAUAGUGGUGGAAUUGUGUGCGCAAGCUGGGGCUGAAGUUCCGGACCAAUAUAAGCCAACUAUGAGAUUGGAUAUAGGAAUUCCAGCAAGUAUUGAGGAAGCUGAAAAGGUGGUUUGAAGUCGUAGCACUCUGCAGUCUGCACUGUUCAUGCUAGAUCUUCUUUCUCGGUAUUUUCCCUGCUUAUGGAAUUGCUCAAAACUAAGCAUCUUGAAUCUGUGCACUAUCCCUAUAAUUAUCUUACUGGAACUAAACAGAUUUAACUGCCUACCAAGUAAUUGUAUUUCAAGGGGGUGACUUAUUUAGUUAUUUAUACCACUGUAGUCUAACUCAAUGUAACUGUGUAAUGAACUCACAGAUGUCUUGUUUUGUACAUGGAGCCUUGUAAUUGCUGUACUUGAACAUACUGACAAAAAUUAGCAAAUCUUUCUAGAAUUAUGGAAUAUUCAUUUCCUGGGCUAUCAAUAACAGUUGGCCACCUUUUUUCUUGUACCAUUUAGGUUAUCAUUU